AUGUCUAACAACAAGGAAGAAGCUAUCAAGCUCAAAGACGAGGGAAAUUCUUAUUUGAAGGAACAUCGUUAUGAUGAUGCUAUUAAAUCUUACACUAAAGCGAUUGAAUUAGAUCCAUCAAAUGCAGUUUUUUACUCCAAUAGAGCCCAGGUUCAUAUUAAGUUGGAAAACUAUGGAUUAGCCAUUGCUGACUGUAAUGAAGCUUUGAAAGUUGAUCCGAACAUGAUGAAAGCAUAUUACCGUAAAGGUAUCUCUUUAAUGGCUAUCUUGAAUUAUAAAGAGGCACAGAUCAACUUUAAAGAGAUUUUAAAAAAGAUGCCAAACGAUAGAUUGACAUUAGAAAACAAUAAACAAUGUACUAGCUACUUGAAGAAACAAGCUUUCGAAAAGGCUAUUGCUGGAGAUGUGAAGGAAUCGGUAAUUAAUAGUAUUAACUUCAAUGAUUUGAUAAUCGAAAAAACUUGGGAGGGUCCUGAAUUAUCUAUUAGUGCUAAGAGGGAAAGUAAAGAAUCUGAUAUUGAAGUUGAAAUAGAAGGAUUGGACUUGAAUUAUUUGAAAUAUAUGAUCAAACUUUUCAAAGACGGAGGUAAAUUACCAAAGAAGCACGUUCAUGCGAUCAUUGCUAAGGUGCGCCAAUUGUUCAAAAAUGAAAGCAGUAUGGUAGAAGUCUCUCAGGCACAUUCUAGACUUUCUCCUAGUGAAUCACCGGAUGAGAUUAUUUUAUCAAAAGCAAAGAAAUUUACAGUUGUUGGAGAUACACAUGGCCAAUUUUAUGAUGUUUUGAACCUCUUCAAGAAAUUUGGAUACGUUUCUGAAGAGCAUGCGUAUUUAUUCAAUGGUGACUUCGUUGAUAGAGGUUCAUGGUCUUGUGAAGUUGCAUUAUACUUGUACGUUUUGAAAAUUUUGUAUCCAACUUCAGUUUUCAUUAAUAGAGGUAAUCAUGAAACUAAUGAUAUGAAUAAAACAUAUGGUUUCACCGAUGAGUGUGAGCAUAAAUACUCUAAAAAGAUAUUCGAAGCAUUUUCCGAAUCCUUUGGUGCCUUACCUUUAGCCACUUUAAUCAAUCGCUCGUAUUUAUGUAUGCAUGGUGGUUUAUUUUCUGAUUCUAAAGUCAAAAUUGAAGACAUCAAAAAGAUUAACCGUUUCCCUACUUCAGGUUCAACUCAACCAGCAAGAGAUGGCAUUGGUAUGGAAUUAUUAUGGACUGAUCCACAACCAAUGAACGGUUGCUCGCCAUCUAAGAGAGGAAUUGGUAUGCAAUUUGGUCCCGAUAUAACUGAAAGGUUCUGUUUAACCAAUAAGAUUAGAAAGGUUUUGAGAUCCCAUGAGGUGAGAAUGGGUGGUGUUGAAGAAGAACACAACGGUAGAUUAAUUACGGUUUUUAGUGCACCAAACUAUUGCGAUUCUACUGGUAAUUUGGGUGGUGUUGUACACUUUACUGAGAAUGACAAAUAUGAUAAACAAAAGGAUGAUGGUGAAGGAUAUAGACUUUCUGAUGAUACCAACUGUCCAUGGAAUUUACAAAUUGAAACGUUUGAAGCCGUCCCACAUCCAGACUUGAAGCCAAUGGCUUAUUCUAAGAGUGGUUUUGGGUUCUAG
This is a messenger RNA of Debaryomyces fabryi, 1599 nucleotides long. RefSeq names its product protein serine/threonine phosphatase (gene PPT1). The transcript has a single exon. Bases 1 to 1599 code for a protein of 532 amino acids. Gene Ontology annotation, molecular function: protein binding; protein serine/threonine phosphatase activity. NCBI's taxonomy places the organism in Eukaryota, Fungi, Ascomycota, Pichiomycetes, Serinales, Debaryomycetaceae. The record is from RefSeq and is a predicted model, not a curated record. Gene Ontology annotation, cellular component: nucleus; cytosol.